AUGCAACCACGCGCCGGCAAUUGUCACCUUGAGAUCGCCCGUGAUCUGCCGCCGCCCGGCCGGCACAUCGAUACGGUGAUCUCGCGAUGGGGGCGAACAGCUCUGCACUACCUGCCUACUGGUGAGACGGCGCUCUCGUAUACCGCGAUGAGGUAUGGAGAUGAGGCAGUCGAAGCGCGCCUGGCGCAUGGAGCCGAUGUGGAUACAGGGGCCGAGACGCCCUUGUUGCAGGCUAUCGCUUCAUGCAAUUGUAACCUUGUGCCUUGCUUGCUCGCUCAAGGAGCGGACCCUGAUGCGGGAACCUACAACAACAAAGAGACAGCACUCACCCGUACGAUCAAUCAGUCUUGCGAUCUGGCCGGUCAUCAACUGCCUGAAUGGUGCGCCGGUGAAUGCUGUGAGCUUCGCCCUGUUCUACUGCGGCGCCGGCUGCCCCAAGCAAUGACGCUGCACGACAGCAUCACGCAGUCCCCGUUGACAGUACGUCUGUUCCGGAGGCGAGGCCAUGGUCCGCCGGCGUGGAGGUCCCGAUCCGGAACCACCACAGUGACGCUGGAGAGGGCGACCCUGAACUUGAGGGCGCGCGCAGGGGUAAUAAGGGGAGUUGAAGCCGUCUUGUGUCUGGCAUCUCGAAGGCACACCCUUUCUUCCCGGAGUGACCACUCGAUUCUCGUGGCUGCGAUGUCGAUCAUCCAGCGACCCCAUUGGGGUCACGACCUCGUCCUCGUCUUCGAAGACUUUCCUGGUGCGAGUGGCGUGGACCUUGGGCAGGACUUCGAUCGCGUCCUCCAAGCAAGUGAUGAACCCCCGAGCAUCGAUCGUCGGUGA
Aspergillus aculeatus ATCC 16872 is the source of this 828-nucleotide messenger RNA. RefSeq lists its product as uncharacterized. NCBI's taxonomy places the organism in Eukaryota, Fungi, Ascomycota, Eurotiomycetes, Eurotiales, Aspergillaceae. The transcript is spliced from 2 exons. The coding region runs from base 1 to 828 and encodes 275 amino acids. The record is from RefSeq and is a predicted model, not a curated record.